Girardinichthys multiradiatus is the source of this 5840-nucleotide messenger RNA. RefSeq names its product inositol polyphosphate phosphatase-like 1a (gene inppl1a). Gene Ontology annotation, molecular function: phosphatase activity; protein binding. NCBI's taxonomy places the organism in Eukaryota, Metazoa, Chordata, Actinopteri, Cyprinodontiformes, Goodeidae. The record is from RefSeq and is a predicted model, not a curated record. Gene Ontology annotation, biological process: phosphatidylinositol dephosphorylation.
CCUGAUUUCCGUGGGACUGGGAAGCGAAAGAGGAGGGUUGUGCGCCUUUCAGGAACUGAGGGAAACAGCCGCAAACGGCCUAACUAACUUCACAGAUUAACAACUUUUAGCCCUGCUGCUGCCUCCGCUGGGACGACGUUAACUUUUCUCCGCUUUGGCCCUCCCAGCUUCCCUCUUUGGAUUAUCAUUAUUGGUUAUUCGUCUCUAUCGGAGAGGACGGGAAGCGCCUCGAGUUGAACCCGGUUUGAAGGGCUGUGGCCAUGGCCGGGGGAGGAGGCGGAGGGGUUUCUCCUCUGGGGCCCACUCCGCCGAUGUGGUACCACCGGGACCUCAGCCGAGCGGCGGCCGAAGAGCUGCUGGCCCGAGCGGGGAGAGACGGCAGCUUUCUGGUGCGGGACAGCGAGAGUGUCAACGGGGCUUACGCCCUGUGUGUGCUGUUUCAGAAGCACGUCCACACCUACAGAAUCCUACCGGACGAUGAGGGUUUUCUGGCCGUCCAGACGUCCCAGGGCGUUCAGCCGAAGCGGUUUAAGACGCUACCAGAGCUGGUGUCUCUUUACCUGCAGCCCAACCAGGGCCUGGUUACUACCCUGCUGUACGCCGUGGACAGGGAGGAGAUGGCUGUCCCUGAUGAUAGGGACUAUUCAGAUGGAGAGGACGAGAAGCCGCCUCUCCCCCCUCGCUCUGCCUCCACCUCCACUCCACCCGCACCUGAAACGCCGACAGAAAGUACACCAGCAGCUAACGGUCUGAGCACCAUCUCCCACGAGUACCUGAAGGGCAGCUAUGCUCUGGACCUGGAGGCCGUCAAACUGGGAGCCUCCUCCCUGCCUCAUCUCAACAAGACCCUCGUGGCCUCCUGUAAACGUCUCAAUGGGGAGGUGGAUAAGGUUCUGUCUGGUCUGGAGAUCCUCUCUAAAGUGUUCGACCAGCAGAGCGCCUUUAUGGUCUCUAAGAUGAUCCAACAGUCGGUGAAUCCGGGAGGAGACCAGGAGCUGGAGAACUUAGUGACCAAGUUGGCUAUUCUCAAAGACCUGCUGUCCUCUAUAGAGAAGAAGGCUUUGAAAGCUCUACAGGACAUGAGUUUGUCCUCACCGUGCCCCCCUCCGCUGUUCUCCAUGCGCCACAGCAAAGCCAUUCCUGUGCAGGCCUUUGAGGUGAAGCUCGAUGUUUACCUGACAGAGCUGACAAAGAUAGGAAAGAGCCAGAAAUACACUUUGUCCGUGGACGUUGAGGGAGGGAGGCUGGUCGUGAUGAAGAAGGUGAAGGACAAUCAGGAGGACUGGACCACCUUUACACACGACAAAAUACGUCAGCUGAUCAAGUCCCAGAGGGUUCAGAACAAACUGGGCAUUGUGUUUGAGAAGGAGAAGGACAAGAGUCAGAGGAAAGACUUCAUCUUUGCCAGUGCCAAGAAGCGGGAGGCAUUUUGCCAGCUGCUGCAGCUAAUGAAGAACAAACAUUCCAACCAGGAUGAGCCUGACAUGAUUUCCAUUUUUAUAGGAACCUGGAAUAUGGGCUCAGUUCCUUCGCCUAAGUCUGUAGCUUCCUGGGUGUUGUGCCGCGGCCUGGGGAAAACUCUGGACGAGAUGACCGUCACCAUCCCCCACGACCUUUACGUGUUCGGAUCGCAGGAGAACUCGGUGUGUGAUCGAGAGUGGGUGGAGUCCCUACGAACCGUGCUGAAGGAACAGACGGAGCUGGAUUAUAAACCAAUCGCUGUGCAGACGCUGUGGAACAUUAAACUUGCUGUUUUGGUGAAACCUGAACAUGAAAACAGGAUCAGCCAUGUGGGGAUGUCCAGUGUUAAGACAGGAAUCGCUAAUACACUGGGUAACAAAGGAGCGGUCGGUGUGUCGUUCAUGUUCAAUGGGACGUCGUUUGGUUUCGUGAACUGUCAUCUGACCUCAGGGAAUGAGAAGAUUGCCAGGAGGAACCAGAACUACCUUGACAUCCUGCGACUGCUGUCUUUAGGAGACAAACAACUGAGCUCCUUUGACAUCUCACUGCGCUUCACACACCUCUUUUGGCUCGGAGACCUCAACUACAGGCUGGAUAUGGAUAUUCAGGAAAUUUUAAAUUAUAUUAACAGGAAGGAAUUUGAGCCUCUGCUGAAAGUGGACCAGCUUAAUCUGGAGAGAGAGAAGAAUAAAGUGUUUUUACGAUUUGCCGAAGAAGAGAUCUCGUUCCCCCCCACCUACCGUUACGAGCGAGGCUCAAGGGACACAUAUGUGUGGCAGAAACAGAAGGCUACAGGGAUGAGGACCAAUGUGCCGUCGUGGUGUGACCGAAUCCUCUGGAAGUCCUACCCAGAAACGCACAUUGUGUGCAACUCCUAUGGUUGUACAGAUGAUGUUGUGACCAGUGAUCAUUCCCCUGUGUUUGCUACGUUUGAGGUUGGAGUGACAUCUCAGUUUGUCUCCAAAAAAGGUCUACCAAAGUCUUCAGAGCAGGCCUACAUCGAGUUUGAGAGCGUUGAGGCCAUCGUGAAGACGGCGAGCCGGACUAAAUUCUUCAUAGAGUUCUACUCUACUUGUCUGGAAGAGUUUAAGAAAAGCUACGAGAACGACAGCCAGAGCAGCGACAAUGUGAACUUCCUGCGUGUGGGCUGGACCAGCAAGCAGCUUACCACCCUCAAACCUCUCCUGUCGGAGAUCGAGUACCUGCAGGACCAACAUCUGCUGCUGACAGUCAAAUCGGUGGAUGGAUACGAGUCCUAUGGAGAGUGUGUGUUGGCCCUUAAAUCAAUGAUUGGCAGCACUGCCCAGCAGUUCCACACGUACCUGUCCCACCGAGGAGAAGAAACGGGGAACAUCCGGGGGUCAAUGAGGGUCAGAGUCCCAGCCGAACGGAUGGGCACCAGGGAGCGGCUGUAUGAGUGGAUCAGUGUGGACCAAGAUGAGACAGGCGGACCCAAAGGGAAAUACACCAUGAUGUCCAGAGCGGGACACGAGUAUGUGAGACAGUCUGUAGAUCGUAAACAACCCGGAGAGCUGGGAAAGGUCAAUGAGGAGGGGGAAAAAAGCUGCAAGGAGGAAACUGCAGCAAGACCCAAACAGGACACACCAGAAGGGGAUUCGUCUAUCGGAAAAAACAGCUUCAACAAUCCUGCCUACUACAUCCUGGAGGGCGUUCCCCACCCAUCGGCUGCUGCUCUUUCUCCUGAGCUCCUCCCAUCUUCUACCUCUCCAACCGCUCCGGCUGUUAAAGCCCCACCUCCCUCAGCUGGGGCUCGUACCAAACCUCCUCCUGCGACCUCUGGGCUCACUCACUGCCACAGAGGUGUGGCAGGACACCUAGCCCGCGGAAUCAGCGAGGAGAGCUCCUCAGAGGAUGAUGGAGGUGCCGCUCUGGCAGUUGCUCAAGGAGGAGGCGUUGCAGGAACAGUCGGAAAUACGCUGAAUCGUCCUCCUCCAGACUUCCCCCCUCCUCCUCUCCCUAAGGGAGCUCUAGAGACCGUUGCAGAGGCCCAGUUCAGCAAGCCUCGUUCUCUUUACCCGGACCUAGCUGAGGUCAAGAUCCCAUCAGCUGGUCCUGGUGGGCCUCUUGGCCUGGGAGAGGGUUUCAGGCGAGGGGGGGGGGGGGCAUUGGACGAUCAGUCCUGCUCUGUGCUGCAAAUGGCAAAGACUCUGAGUGAGAGUGAGUUUCCUGGACAGCCUCCCCGAGCUCCCUCUGCGCCACCACCUGUUCGAGUAACACCAAUUGGUAUUCUGGACGCGUGCCGCACCUUCCCACCCAGGAACCCUAUCCCAGAGAGCAUUGCAGAGGACAUGCCAGAGGAGGCACUCUGGGGCAGCAGUAGCUCAUCCUUGUCUGUGGGAGAGUCAUCAGUGGGGGAGUGGCUGCAGAGACUGGGUCUGGAGAAAUAUGAGGAGGGGCUUCUACACAACGGCUGGGACGAUCUGGAGUUCCUCAGUGACAUCACUGAGGAGGACCUGGAAGAGGCCGGAGUGCUGGAUCCUGCCCACAAGCAGAUCCUGCUAAAGAGCCUCAGGCAGCAGCAGCAGCAAAAAUAAACUGCAGCAAAUUGGUCUUUGACUUAUCUUAACCGACACGGAGCCACACCAGUUCCUAAAAGGCCGGAUUUCAGCUGAACCGACCCAGUCCGUGCUGGAACCUGCUAAGUGAUGCCAGACAGUGCCUUCUGAGAGAGAAUUGCACUCCCUUUGUACUUUCAAGAACACUUGGUGACCCAACGUCCUCUUUCAUUUGUACUGUAUGUGUGUUGUUAUUGUUGUUAUUGUUGUAGAUGUGGCCUUAUUUAAUCAUUUCAGUCCUUCGAGCAUCACUACAGAAUCCCUCGCUGUGAAUGCAGUAAGAACAUUAUUUCCACAUAGUUAUAACGGUAAAACUGAUGCAUGGGGGCGGUGCAAUGUAUGCUGUGACAUCAGAUCUGACCUGUGGCUGCAAGAAAUUUAAAGCCCAUUUCCUUUUUUACUUGGGAACUGGAUUCUGAAUGAGGAGUCAUUAAGAACUGGGCAAAUUUGAGACUUUCAAAGCCUAAUUCUUGGAAAUCAGAGUUUGGGAAGAGCUGUUUGUAGGUUCUGGGAUAGGGGCGAACAAGAUGUAGCGACAGAAAUGAAGCUAUCUAGGCAAUUUUCAAAUAAUCGGAGAUCACUUUUUUUGGUCCGAUCAUGUAUUUGGUAAUGUCUGGGCCACAGUUUAUUUGAUUUAUGGUCGGUAGUCAGUGUCUCUGCAUGUAUUUAAAAUUAUAAGUUUAUUUUUGAUUAUAAAGGGAAUUUUCAGCUAACCAAAUUGAUACAUUUAGAGCUGGAACUGUGUAUUUUCACCUCGAUGCAGCAUUUAUGUCACCCACUGUUCUCGCACAUCUCAUACUGAGAUCUUGCAAUACAGAAGAGAAAAAAAAAGUUUGCCAUAAUGUAAACAUUAUAUUUACCCGCAGAUGAUGUGCAAGUACGGAACAUUUCCUGUACAACUGAGUAAGGAUGGCUAUAAAUUUACGAACACACAUCAGGUCAUAUAUGCUGCACCAAGGUCUGAUGAGACUGAAUAUUACGUGUUUUAAGCAGCUACAUUUCCAUUUUUUGAGCUGGCAUUUGUGUACGUUGUCACAUUUGUAUUUUCUUCAUUUCAACUGUUUUAAAUGCCGCAGCGUUCAGGGAAUUGGUUAAUAUAGCCGAGGAGAUUUGCUAGAACAGAUUUAAUUAGCCAUCAUAAUGUUGUUUAUGGUUAAGAGCUGAUUUUAUUGUCAUAACUGGAGAUGUUUCUGCUGUUUAGGUCCAUAUUUUGUACUUAUGGCAAUAUUUUCCUCUUUAACAAAUUGUUGGGCUCGUGUUCCUUAAUUUCACCAGCAGGUGGAGCUGUUUCCCCCUUACACAGCCUCCCUAGACGCUGAUUCUGGAAACUUGAGGAACAAAGUUUUGUUACUUGUUAGCCAGCGGUUUGCCAAUGAUUUCCUUUUUCAGUAAUGCUCUACAACAUUUUCACAGGGUCACGCUUAACUAUUUACUGUUUUUACACGUUACAGUGAAACAAUAUUAGAAAAAAACUUGAGUCUUCGGAUGUAGAAAUCAAGCCCUUUUGUGGAAACAGAUUCCCAGUUUGUUGUUCCCGGUUUUCUUUGUGGCUUACUUAUUUCAAACAGCCAAACAUGUCAUUUAAAUGUGUCUAAUCUUUCCAAGCCUUUCAGUGUUCUCAGUGAUGUGUUUAUAUAUGUGUGUGUUUGUGAAGUAGAGACUUACCUGUGUUAUUUUUCACCUCCUCCACUCCAUUCAGCUUGUAUGUAGCCUUGUGCUUUUGGUUGUAUUAAGUUAAUUAUUCGCCCUUGUUUUGUUUGUUUUGUUGGUUUUUUUUCAAUUAAAAUCUUAUAUUUCUCCUUA